GCGCCGGGUCUGCGCGUACCCGAGGUUGGAGGGCGCGUUCGCGUUGGUUACGCUGAGGAACCAGGAAGAUGGGGUCGCCGCCCGCCAACGCUGGAGGAACUGGGGAGCGGGAGGCAGGGACAGCCCGGAAAAUGAAGGGGCUGGGUUCUGGGCGGUGCCUGCCCCGUAACGGGGCGAGGCUACCCGGGGAGGCACCCGCCGCCACGUCCCGCCAUCCUCGGGAUUGUGGUCCUCGGGGCCUCCAGACAUGUCCGAAGUGAAGAACCGGAGGAAGCCCGGGCCCAAGGGAGCCUCGGCGGAGCCCGCGAUGCGGAGCGAGGGCAGGAAGGGCGCCGAGGCCCGGGGGGACGGCCGCGGUGGGGGCUGGGCGGACCUCCGGACGGGGCUGAGCCUGCUGUCGCUGGGGACCUGCCUGGGCCUGGCCUGGUUUGUAUUUCAACAGUCAGAAAAGUUUGCAAAGGUGGAAAAUCAAUACCAGUUACUGAAAAUAGAAAGCAAUGAGCUCCAAGGACUUCAAAAUAAAAUCAAUUUAAUUUCCGAAAAGCUUGAGUCUACUGAAAAAAUCCUGCAGGAAGCUACAUCAUCCAUGUCUUUGAUGACCCAGUUCAAACAAGAUAUAUCUGGCCUCCAAAAAGUCAUGCAUGACAUUCAAAAUAGUGAAGAGAUGCUCACUCCAAAGAUACAAAACCUUAAUGAAGAAUUCUACCAUCUUACAGAUUUCUGUAAGAGAAGCUUAGCAGAAAUGAGUGACAAUACAGACAUUUUCAAAUCAGAAGCAAAACAUACACAUUCUCAAGUUACUGUUCAGAUUAACUCAGCUGAGCAAGAAAUAAAAUUGCUCACUGAACGGCUAAAAGAUUUGGAAGAUAGCACACUACGAAAUAUUAGAACAGUGAAAAGGCAAGAAGAAGAAGAUCUUCUGCGAGUUGAGGAGCAGCUCAGCUCUGACACAAAAGCAGUUGAGAAGUUACAAGAGGAACAGUUUUCCCUCCUGGCCAGACAGGAAGAACUGACAAGUAAACUCUCCAAUUACAAACCCAAAGUAGAAGAAUGCAAGACACAUUUGCCAACAAUUGAAAAUGCUAUUCACUCUAUUCUCAGAGUCUCACAGGAUCUAAUAGGAACAGAGAAAAAAAUAGAAGACCUGUCUCUGCAGAUGUUUAAUAUGGAAGAUGAUAUGCUAAAAGCAGUUUCUGAGAUAAUGGAGAUGCAGAAAUUCCUUGAAGGAAUUCAGUACGAUAAUAGCCUACUAAAGAUGCAAAAUGAACUAGGUGUUCUAAAAGGAAAAGUUCGUGAUUUUAUAACAUAUUCAAGUACAAGAGACAAGGGAACUUUAAAAGAACAUACCAUAGAAAAUGAAGGAAUUGGUGACGAUUUUUAAAUUUCACUACAUCUGAUGAACCUUAUUACUAUAUUAUCAAAAAUGUGAAGCUCUCAUGGAACAAUUGAAGUCUUUUCAAAUAAUUGCUCAUCUACAGCAUCUACAAGAGAAAAUUAAUGAGGUGAAAACUUGGACUAACAGGAUAACUGAAAAACAG
Molecule: messenger RNA, 1538 nt
Organism: Perognathus longimembris pacificus (Pacific pocket mouse)
Lineage: Eukaryota; Metazoa; Chordata; Mammalia; Rodentia; Heteromyidae
Gene: Ikbip
Product: IKBKB interacting protein
Exons: 4
Coding region: 248-1381 (377 amino acids)
Source: RefSeq, a predicted model, not a curated record